CUCUCCCUCACACUCUCUCUCUCUCCCUUAUCCACACAUUUUCUCCACCGCGAAAAAAAAUGCCUCGGGCGACGCCGCUCUUGCGACGGCGGCGGAGGACCCGACGCCCUCGGGCAAGGCGGCGCUGGACGGCGGCUCAGCAAUACGUGGUGGCGGCGGUGGUGCGGAGGCGAAGCGGCGAGGUGGUGCGGCGGCGCGUGGCGGCAACGGCUCAGCGGUGCGUGGCAGCAGCGGCGGCGGUGCGGAGUGGCAGCGGCGUGGAGUUCUCAACGGCGCGCGGCGGUGCUGCGGUGCGGCGGCUCGACGCAGCGGUGAGGAGGCGAGGAGGAGGUGAACGGCGGCGCCGCGGCCUCCAUCCCCGACCGCCGGGGGCCACCUCCAUCCCCCAACUGACGGGCGCCACCUCCGACCGCCUGGCUCUAGAUCCGUCCUCCACAAGGUCAGGGGACGCGGAUCCGGCCACCGGGCGUCGUCUCCUCCGUCCGCCGGCUGCGUCCCCAACUGACGAGUGCAGAACUGCAGAUUCCCCCGUCGGCUGCUUCCGGGUGCAGAAGGCGAAGAGGGCGGCGUCGAGGAGCAGUAAUAGGGACGAGGUCAUCCGCAAGGAGGAGGAGCAAGGUCGCCUCCAGGCCGAGCUCAAGAAGGUCUAGCGCGCCAAGGAGUUCAAGCCCACCGUGGUAUGAAGAAGCCCUGCCCGGCAAAACCCACAACCAUUUAUUCCCUUCGUUUUUGUUGCUCGUCAGGUGAUUGAUGAAUUGCUUGCUUGCCAUGGCUGUUUUAUGUGUGAUGAAAUGUUCGUGAAGACUUUUCUGUGUGAUGAAAUGUUGUGUGUGAUGAAUGCGAUGGCAACUACCCAGAAGCACUUUUUUUUUGUUUUUUUUUAUCGAAAUCUACAUCAGUGACGGGUGUUGAGCUGUGGUUGUGGCUCUUUUUUC
Oryza sativa Japonica Group (Japanese rice) is the source of this 935-nucleotide messenger RNA. The record is from RefSeq and is a predicted model, not a curated record. Lineage: Eukaryota; Viridiplantae; Streptophyta; Magnoliopsida; Poales; Poaceae.